This is a messenger RNA of Trichomycterus rosablanca, 1452 nucleotides long. RefSeq names its product homeobox C4a (gene hoxc4a). Gene Ontology annotation, cellular component: nucleoplasm; nucleus. The transcript is spliced from 2 exons. The record is from RefSeq and is a predicted model, not a curated record. The coding region runs from base 6 to 806 and encodes 266 amino acids. Lineage: Eukaryota; Metazoa; Chordata; Actinopteri; Siluriformes; Trichomycteridae. Gene Ontology annotation, molecular function: DNA-binding transcription factor activity, RNA polymerase II-specific; RNA polymerase II cis-regulatory region sequence-specific DNA binding. Gene Ontology annotation, biological process: embryonic skeletal system morphogenesis; anterior/posterior pattern specification; positive regulation of transcription by RNA polymerase II.
AAUUAAUGAUCAUGAGCUCGUAUUUGAUGGACUCUAGCUACAUCGAUCCGAAAUUUCCUCCUUGCGAGGAAUAUUCGCAAAAUAACUACAUCCCUGAGCACAGUCCCGAAUAUUACCGCGCCAGGGACGGCGGCUACCAGCAUCACCACCAGGAGUUGUACCCUUCCCGGGGAAACUACCAGGAGCGCCAGUACAAUUGCGCUAGCAUCCCAGAGCCCGAUGCCCAGAGAGGACAUGGACUACCUCAAUCAGGUCACCUGCUCGGAAAAGGGCAGCCUGCCUCAUGUGAGCCCCCCCAAUUACCCCUUUCUCCGGCAACUCCACCGGCUGCCACUUCAGCCUGCAACCAAGUCACUCCGGAGCAUCCCAACAGCACAGCCUCGGCCAAGCAGCCAGUUGUGUACCCAUGGAUGAAGAAAAUUCACGUCAGUACCGUGAACUCUAGUUACAAUGGAGGAGAGCCCAAGCGGUCUAGAACUGCUUACACCCGCCAGCAAGUUUUAGAACUGGAGAAGGAAUUCCACUAUAACCGCUACUUAACACGACGAAGACGUAUCGAGAUUGCUCAUUCUUUGGUUCUCUCUGAGAGACAAAUAAAAAUUUGGUUUCAAAACCGCCGGAUGAAAUGGAAAAAAGAUCAUAGGCUACCCAACACCAAAGUCAGAUCCUCGUCGUCCGGCAUGUCCUCCAGCUCCAACACAGGCUCAGCUGCUGGCAUUGUAGCAACUGCUUCAACGAGUAACACCAUGGCAUCCAACGAAGAUCUCUCCGGAUCCGAGCGAGGAGAGGAUAUUACAAGGUUAUAAAAGAACUCCUCCUAAGAGAGAAGGAAAACAAAGCUCUCAAAAUGACUGACCUAUUUAUAAAUUAUAUUUUGAUUUUUUUCUCCGUAGGUAUCUUGUGCGUCCGAAGGAUUUGCUUUAAGUCCACAGUUAUAUAAAAUGCAUGUUAUAUAGCAUGGAUUAUUGCGAAUACCUAUAAUUUUUUAUGCGAAACAGGGUUUUAAUUUAUUAACUGACACAAGAUACUUUCUCCUUAAUGUAAAAUGGAUUUUGCACCAGGCAGAUUAUGGACACUAUAUUUACAUGUUGUGUGGGCCUUUUUGAGCCCAGCUGCCAAGGUGAAGUGCACAAAUGUUCUAUUUAUUUCACACAAGAGUCUGGGGGAAGUUGUUUUUAUAUUGUACAUAAAAUGACUAUUACAAUAGUGAUCUUGAACUUCUUUUGUUAUCUGAAACAUCACGCUGUUAGCUAAAUGUCGUAUGAACAGGUUAAGAUUUUUUAAUUAAUUUGCUUUUGUUGUGAUGACGUUGUGUUUAGCUUAUUAAACCAGAUGAUUGUGAGAUGCAAUAAACUAGUUUAGUGUAUUUGUGAUAAUAUUGAUCAAUAAAAUUGUUAGUUUUAGACUUGGGUGAAUUUAAUUUUAUUAACAAGGAGACUAGAUUUCCAAUAU